UGCGAGUGCUGUUAUAAAUAGCGGGAGAGUGAGCUCAGGUGGCGACAUCACCGCAAGGACACCUGUUGAGAACAUCUACUUCUCAGAGCAGCAUUAGCUUCUGGAACAGCUUGUUCAAGGAGAACCACAGAAAUCUUCCAAGUCACAAAAGUACAGGAAUGGACAAUAUCAGCAGACUGAUGUUCGCAGUUGUCAUGGCAAUGGCGUACAUGGCGAUGGGAGCCGAGGCACAGAACACCACAAUGGCUCCGAACUCCAAUGCUACUAUGGCCAACGUAACAAUGGCACCCAACGUAACAAUGACAUCCAACGUAACAAUGACAUCCAGCGUAACAAUGACACCUGUCACAGCUCUCAUGGUAAAUAUCUCAAUGGCGGAAUGUAAAAAGUCCCAGCUCUGUGCUGCUAAGCCGCCAGACUGUGAUCCGGCCGUGGCUGGGUCCUGUUUCUUCGUCUCCAUCAAGAAGUCCUUGGGACAGAUUUUCUCCUUCCAGCUACGAGGAGUGUCCAGUGGCUACAUCGCAGUAGGCUUGUCCAAAACUUCCACACAGGGUCAGAACGACACUACUUAUGUGUGCGCAAACAACAACGGAAAAGUAAAGUUCUUCACCGCUCUCCUCGACAAAGGAGUUCUGACCAUCAACAACAAGCUGCCUGUGGAGUCUGUGAAGGGCUCAGUCAACGGUCAGACCAUCCAGUGCACCUUCUCUGCUACUGUCCCCAACGCUACGGCCACCCGGAGCAUCGACACCAACUACUACCUCUCCAUCUCCAAUGGGACUUUUAAUAGUGUAACAGAUACCCUAGGUUCUCCUCAGGCUAUUCUGAACAGUGAUAAAGCUGUGGACCUGAAUGACCCCAAUACUACUGUGUUAAACUCUUUAAACUCUGCUCCCUCCGCCUUCUGCCUGUCUCAAGCUCUUCUGAUCCUGAUAGGUGUAUUAGGUAUGAUGAUGCUGUAAUGCAGGUCUGAAGGAGAAGCACCAUGCAGUCAGGAAUCCUGUCUCCUUCUCUUUACUCAACUUGGCCAGGCUGCAUCCCUAAAUGACACCCUCUCCUUAAAUAUAGGUCUAUUUUCACUAUGUAGGGAAUAGGGUGCCACACUCUGGUACCUGAACAAAGGACUAUGUCAGAUCUGAAGUUAUAUGCAUAUAGAUCCAAUCAUGUUUUUCCACAUACUUAAUGAAACCCCUUCUAGUUGGGGGUAGUAAGAUAAUAACCAACAGAAUGGACCCAGUGAUACAAGUGAUACAAUGGUGAUACAAGGCCAAGUACUAACAUAUUGUGUUGAUAGACAAUGGUGAUACAAGGCCAAGUACUAACAUAUUGUGUUGAUAGACAAUGGUGAUACAAGGCCAAGUACUAACAUAUUGUGUUGAUAGACAAUGGUGAUACAAGGCCAAGUACUAACAUAUUGUGUUGAUAGACAAUGGUGAUACAAGGCCAAGUACUAACAUAUUGUGUUGAUAGACAAUGGUG
Oncorhynchus tshawytscha (Chinook salmon) is the source of this 1479-nucleotide messenger RNA. Its product is annotated as putative ferric-chelate reductase 1. The coding region runs from base 159 to 962 and encodes 267 amino acids. Lineage: Eukaryota; Metazoa; Chordata; Actinopteri; Salmoniformes; Salmonidae. Gene Ontology annotation, biological process: regulation of glutamate receptor signaling pathway. The transcript has 7 exons. The record is from RefSeq and is a predicted model, not a curated record.